This is a messenger RNA of Phytophthora sojae, 406 nucleotides long. RefSeq lists its product as hypothetical. The record is from RefSeq and is a predicted model, not a curated record. Bases 17 to 283 code for a protein of 88 amino acids. NCBI's taxonomy places the organism in Eukaryota, Oomycota, Peronosporomycetes, Peronosporales, Peronosporaceae. The transcript has a single exon.
ACGAGCGACAGCAACCAUGAGCCAGCGGGAGUUCGAGCGCAAGAUGGAGGAGCACAUCGAGGAGAUGCGCGUGACGCAGACCAUCGCGUACUUCAGCCGCACGGUGGAGCUGUGCUUCUCGGACUGCGUGCACGCCUUCCGCAGCAAGAAGCUGGACGACAAGGAGACGUCGUGCGUCAACAACUGCGCCGAGAAGUUCCUGCGCCACACCAUGCGCUCGUCCGUGCGUCUGCAGGAGAGCUACGCCGAGAUCAUGCAGCAGCAGCAGGAGCAGCAGAAAUAGAGCGGCUCCUUACUGGAGUGACAGGCAGGGGGAACGAGUGGCCACGAGGGGCAGACGUUGAUGCAGUAAAUGAACACUAAACAAGAUGCUCGCAGCGGCGCUUCAAGGCUGGCUUUUUGCAUG